CUGAUCAACCUGGAGAAAAUCUAUCGAACGCAGGCCGUAAUGGAUCACAUUUCGCUCUGCCAUGAACACUACCAUACCAGAAAUCGCCUAAGUCCAACGAUCAGUCUGAUCAAUUAUCUCAAGGCAUCGCAUCCAAACGAGAGCCGAGUUUUGGCAGCGACUCCAGCUCAAAGUGCCGAGUUCGAAACGGAAUACGAUGUGGAUGUGGACGAUUAUCAUCCAGUCCAGCCGUUAGUUCACGAUCAUGGCGUGAGCUUUGUUUGUCUGUCUUCGCCGCAUAGCAAAGUCGACCAGCAUGUUAUGCAGGUAACAAAGCCAGUUUUGCACUUUAGGAGAUCGCUUUGUAUGUAAACUGGCGUGUAAUUGGAUCGUCGGUUACCUUUCUAUUGUGCGGAUCGGAAUCUUACUUCCUAGUCUGGACCG
Messenger RNA from Dendroctonus ponderosae (mountain pine beetle), 423 nucleotides. RefSeq lists its product as uncharacterized. The transcript is spliced from 2 exons. Lineage: Eukaryota; Metazoa; Arthropoda; Insecta; Coleoptera; Curculionidae. The record is from RefSeq and is a predicted model, not a curated record. The coding region runs from base 40 to 351 and encodes 103 amino acids.